GAACUUGGAGCACAGCGUUGUGCGGCGAAGGUUGUUGGAGCACAUGGUGGCGAGAAUCCUGGUCAGCCAGAAUCUGAGCGACGAUUCAUCGAAGGCGAUCACGGCGACGCUCCGGUCGUUGACGCGGGGUGGCGUCAUCCGAGCUGAGGACAUCCGAGUUCUUACCCCAAGCUUUGAAGAUGAUGGGCCACUGGCCAUCCAGAAGCUUCCCCGGUACAUCCUUCGAGAGCUGUGCCUUGUCAUGGGCGUCUAUACUUGGAGUGCCUGGUUCGAGGGUCUGGUGCUCCCCCGAGCCAUGCAUGCAGUUCGGCUGCGCUUCAUCCUGCAACAAACACUCGAAAAGCGCGAGGAGGACGACCGCUGUUUGGCAGAGGUGGAUCUCAACGCCUUGACCGCUCAGGAGCUCUUGAGGGAGAACGAGCGGCGACGGAUGCUUUGGUUGGGCAGCGAGUCCAAUCUUCGGGCGCAACUUCAAGAUUGGCUGGCAUUGUCUUUAGACCAGGACAUCCCCAAUCACGUCCUCCUUUUUCUGCGCCCCUGUGCCACUGAUGUGAAUGCUGUCCCGGCUUUGCUGACGCAAGAUGAACGCGAUCACAUCUUGGGCCUCCAGGGCCGUUUCGCCGACUCACAAAUCCACGAGUGGAUCCGGAAGAACAUGGACCGGUCUGCCCGGACGGCCAAGGAGGAUGGGACCGACCUGGAGAAGAAUUUGAUGGAGGAUGGCAUCGAGAGCCUCAAGGAGCAUGUGGAGGAGGUGCGCCAAGAGUUGGGCGAGAUCGAAGCCACGAAGGAGCAGCUCAAGGGCUUCGGCCAGGUGCUCAAGUCCACCAGUGACGAGGAGCUGCUGUCGAUCUUCGACACCUUGGCAGAUGAGGAAGGCGUGGUGGAAAUACCUUCCUUGGAGAAGAAGAUUCAAGAGUACCUGGGGGGAAAGCUGCCGGACGUCUCCGCCUUGCACAUCUCUCUGGAAAGCUUCUACAGUGACGAUUCUGCUCACAUAAGCCGCGCGGACUUUGCAGCUGCGCUCUCUCGGUGUCGGCAAGACUGCUAG
Molecule: messenger RNA, 1051 nt
Organism: Symbiodinium sp. CCMP2456
Lineage: Eukaryota; Dinophyceae; Suessiales; Symbiodiniaceae
Source: the annotation of a GenBank genome assembly